Pelagomonas calceolata is the source of this 1220-nucleotide messenger RNA. The record is from the annotation of a GenBank genome assembly. NCBI's taxonomy places the organism in Eukaryota, Pelagophyceae, Pelagomonadales, Pelagomonadaceae.
AUGCGCGUCCUACUUCUAAUCACCACGCAUCUAAGCUUGGAACACAUCGCCUUCCUCCGCAAGUGCUGGCCGCCGGCGACGCACAAGUCGUCGCUCCUCCGCGAGGCCGACGUCAUGGUCUACAUAAGCGGCCACCUCACGAAGAACGCGACGCGGGCGCUCGCGGUCGCGUUUCCGCCCGUCGACCGCAAGGUAUCGUAUAGACGCGCGUCGAAGAUGCCUCGCGUGCAAGGCGGUAAUGUGAUGCUGCGGCAGACGGGCGCGAUGCUCGGCCUCGACACGGCCGAGCGCGAAGGGUGGUGGUCGGGCUACGACUGGGUCAUUCGAUUGAAUCCCGAUGUCAUUGUCCGCGACUGAGUGGAAAUCAAAUUUCGAGCGCCCCACGCCAUCGACGCGACGUGCUUUCGUAGCUUCGUCAGAAGUACGUCUGCGCGAUGGCGUGGCGAUCCCACGCCAUCGACGCGACGUUGUCCCCGUGGCUCGAUGGCGUGGAGGCUCACGAAGGUCCACGUACCUUAACUCACUGGUUGAUUUCCACACAGGUACGCGACGACAGCUUCCUGCGCACACAAAUGGCGCGCGACGACGUCGACGCCGUCCUCGCGAACUGCAACAAGGGCCCGAUUCGCCCGAACGGUAUCAGGGUCAUGACCGACUUUACGGCCUGGCGCCCGGCCAAGAUUCCGGCGGGCGCGUUCCGUCUGCCGGCGGGCCACACGACGGACUGCGGCGGCCGGGACGCCUGGUUCAAAGAACAAAAGUGCAACGCCGAGAAAUCUGCGACGGCAGCGUUCGAGCGAGUGAUUGCGUCGGGGCGGUACGCUUUGCUGCCGAACGCAAAGGGUCCCGGCCCGCACUGCCGCGUCGACGGCCGCUUCUCGAGCGUGAUUCACGACCACGCCUACGCGGACCGGUGCCGGGCCGACCUCGCGCGCCGCGUAUACGCGCUACCGGCCGCGAAGCCGACGGCGAAGGAGCGGCAAUGCGCGCGGUGGCGCGCGGACCACAAAGUCGUGCCGGACUACUCGUGGGGCACGCUACCCGAGCACCUGCAGAAACGAUACAAGGCCUACGACUGCGACAGCCUCGUACCGCCGGUGCCGGACGCGGCCCCUACCGACCCGACCGAGACCGUCCGGCGCGGGUGGAACCGCACGGCGGGGUCGAGAUACGCGUUCGCGGCCGACGGUGUCACGUUCGAAUCGGCGGGCGGGAUCUAG